AUGCCUGGAUUAAAAUUAGCGCUUCCUGCAACUCCCAAGCAACCUCAAUUGAUCCCUGUCUUUACUUUUAACCUCAAAUUGGCCUCUGAUCCGGUAACAAUCUUUACUAAUUCCAAAAUCGACAAGACUUUAAAUUUGGCCACCAUUACCCAGGGCGAGGUCAAGACUGUUGACAAUGAUCUUGGAUUGAAGUUGGAAAUUAACGACAUUUAUGGUACAGACGACUUGAACGUCAAGAACUCGGUCAGUACGUCUUACUUGGAUUGCAAGUUAUAUGGAAAGACUCCAAAUGGUUCUGGUGUGUUCAUAUAUUACGGUGGUCGGGUUCAAUUGGACUCCGCUUCUGUUGGUGUGCUUUCCCAUAAAACGAAAGAAGCAUCAAUAGAGGAGAGCUAUGUUACAUGUAACCCUGUUUUUACCUUUGACGAUUCAGUUGAGGAAGAGUAUAAAUGGGUUUUAAAAGAGAAUUUAAUCGGCAAAGGAAGGUUUGGUAGAGACGACAAUGGCGAUCUCUACGUGCAAUACUACAUUUAUGUUAUCCGUUGA
Messenger RNA from Lodderomyces margitis, 546 nucleotides. RefSeq lists its product as uncharacterized. The transcript has a single exon. The record is from RefSeq and is a predicted model, not a curated record. Bases 1 to 546 code for a protein of 181 amino acids. Lineage: Eukaryota; Fungi; Ascomycota; Pichiomycetes; Serinales; Debaryomycetaceae.